Messenger RNA from Limulus polyphemus (Atlantic horseshoe crab), 2354 nucleotides. Its product is annotated as phospholipid scramblase 2-like. Gene Ontology annotation, molecular function: phospholipid scramblase activity. Lineage: Eukaryota; Metazoa; Arthropoda; Merostomata; Xiphosura; Limulidae. Gene Ontology annotation, biological process: plasma membrane phospholipid scrambling. Gene Ontology annotation, cellular component: plasma membrane. The coding region runs from base 873 to 1697 and encodes 274 amino acids. The transcript is spliced from 8 exons. The record is from RefSeq and is a predicted model, not a curated record.
AAUAAUAAUUUCACUAUUGGAAACUAAGAGACCUUGCUUGAUAUAGUGCAUCAUUCUCCUGCACAAUAAUAAUUUCACUAUUGGAAACUAAGAGACCUUGCUUGAUAUAGUGCAUCAUUCUUCUGCACAAUAAUAAUUUCACUAUUCUAAGUUCUUGGGAUGACUGAUCUGAUGAAAAUAGACGAAACUCAAGUUUGCAACGACACAAAAGUAAAGUUUAUUGAUUUAACGCAGACAAAUUAAUCGAAGCGUCCACAGAAAAACUGGAGUACAACUGCUUUACUGGUGAGAGUACUAUAGUCAAGAAGUUUGGUGAAAGUCUGAUUUAAGCUGAGAGAAUUACCCAUUAUAUAUACAUAUCACAAUAGGAUCAAUUUUCACAGAGUCCACUUGUCACUUUACUAUACUAUGCACAGCAACUUCUUAGCUAGAAUAAUCGUGUAACCAUAUCAGUUUGAUUCAAUGAUCUAGCACCCAAAUGAAAAGGUGUGAAUUACCUUCUUCAAUGAUCUAGCACCUAGCUGAAAAAAAACUGGUAGCUGAUCAUUUUGUACAGAAUGAUAAAUGACAUGCUCAUUGUCGAAGUUACUUCUACUGAAAUUCGCUUUUUAAAUAACAUAGCUACUGCGUCUUUUAGGCCGCGCGUAGUUAGGGUACCGUGAUAUGAUAGGCGAACAAGCUGACACCUGAUUCGUUGAAUCUCUCACGUCAUUUCUUAGGCUAUAAUAAACGGUGCAAGAGGAUAAUAUAUCUCAGUGCGUGUAGGCAGAUAUGUUUUUAUGUGUCGUGUGAAAGAGUGCUGUAAAAGGACAGUUUGAAAACAUCGCUGGAGGCAAAUCUGAGAUUUUAGGAUAAAUAGAGUUAUUGCAAUAAUGGCAGCUCCAUAUAACUCAGAACCUGGACAGGCAUGGUAUCCAUCUUCAUCUGGUGUAGUUGGAAUACCACCAGCUGGCGGAGUAGGUUAUCCACCACCAGGACCUGCAGGUGUUCAGUGGAUGUCUCUUCCCUCGGCUCCCCCCAAUUGUCCACCAGGAUUGGAGUAUUUAACAAUGAUUGACCAACUUUUGGUACACCAAAAAGUGGAACUGUUAGAAGCUUUCAUAGGAUUUGAAACUGCUAAUAAGUAUCAAGUGGUAAACAGUAUGGGCCAGAACGUAUAUUUUGCGGCUGAAGAUACACACUGCUGUACAAGAUACUUUUGUGGUCCAAUUCGUCCCUUUGAUAUGAAAAUUCUGGACAACGGAGGUCGCGAAGUUAUUCAUCUGUAUCGUCCUUUACGAUGUGACAGUUGUUGUUGUCCUUGUUGUCUGCAGCGAUUGGAAGUUACAGCCUCAGGUAGUACUCUAGGUUAUGUUGUACAGGAAUGGAGCAUCUUUGUCCCCAAGUACGAAGUUCAGAAUGCUGCUGGGGAGUGUGUUUUACGAAUUGAAGGACCAUUUUGUACAUGGAGUAUCUGUGGUGAUGUGGAGUUCAAGGUAUUAUCUCGUGAUGGAGAAACACAGGUUGGAAAAAUCACUAAACAAUGGACAGGAUUUAUCAAAGAAGUGUUUACAGAUGCAGAUCAUUUUGGGAUUACAUUUCCAAUGGAUUUAGAGGUCAAUAUCAAAGCCCUUCUUCUUGGAGCAUGUUUUCUAAUAGAUUUCAUGUUUUUCGAGAAAUCCAACAAUGAAGAAAAUGACUGCCUUGGAAUGUGUUGAAGUGCUCUGGAUCGUGAACAAGGAUUUAUUACCUAUGGAAAUGUUUCACAGUCAUAAUUAUAAAAACAAGGGUCCUAUAUAUAUACGUCUAUGAGCUUCACUGUGUGAUUUAUAGAAGAAAGUUGAAAUUGUGUGAAUUUACUUUCUUGUGAUUAUUAGUAUGUAUCUGGUAUUUUUAUGAAUUUUCAUAUUCACUUGUGUACCACUUAACCUCAGUUUAAACAAGAUCAACGUACUUUUAUGAGAACACAUUUAACUUUUUCUAAUAAAAGUUAUAACUGGGUUUGCAGAUAACUCAAUAAAUUUAAAGGCAGACUCCAUGUUAAGAAGAUAUCCAUGUAGACAUUGUUAGAGCCAUUUCUAACGUCAUGGCCCAAAUAACUUCAUAAGUGAGCAAACAGACUCUCCUCGACUUUUCAGCAAUAUGGUAUAUGCAGUUAGGUACUCUGUUCUAUUCAAAAGUUCAAUGUCAGUAUUAUGCAUCAUUUUUAUUGUAGAUGUCUUGCAUUAUUUAAAUGAGGGCAUUUAUAAAUGUUGACUGUGGAUUAGUAUUUACAGUAAAAAUGUGAAUAUUAAUGUCAUAGAAAAUAAUAUUCUUGUAUAUCUUCUGAAAGAAAAAAUAUAUACUCUUAUAAGUUUAUAUAUACAUGAAAAUAU